AUGCCUCCUUCAGGUGCUGGUGCACAGGACAGCAAAGCCUUGGUGAGACAGCUGUUGAGAGAUGUGCUGGAGGGUCGAGAGGAUCCAGAGGGGUUCUUUGCGAUGUGUGUGUCCGUCCUGGGACAGCAGGAGACCCGCACACAGUUCCAGUCCCUCAUCCAGCCCCUGUCCACGGCCAACACAUCCCUGCACUGCAGCCUCACCUCCAUCUACCUGCAAUACUUCUCUAAGACAGGAGAUGAUGACCUGGAAUUUGCACUGGCGCUGUCAGUACUGGAAAUGAAAGAUCCCCAGCUGUCAACCUGCAGUGAAGAAUCCACACUUCAGCAGCUUGGAGCCGAAGCAUAUCAGAGCAGCUCUGUUCAACUGACCUCAGCUCCUCAGCCUCAGGGAAGCAGCAGCCGCACCCAGCGAGCAGAUGCAGUUUUAAAAGGUGACCAAAUGACAGAAGAAGGAGAUUCAAGCAAUCAAUCGGAGAAACCAAAACGCUCUAGGAACCGGAGAAAGCGGCGGGAAGGGGGUGGUCAGCAGGUUGUAGGUAUGCCCACCUCUCCAUCAGCAUCACCACCAGUACUGCUGUGGUUUAGGAGGGAUUUGCGACUGUGUGACAAUCCCGCUCUGAUUGGCUCAUUGUAGAAUGAGGCACCUGUCAUCCCUGUUUUCAUCUGGAGCCCUGAAGAAGAGGAGGGACCAGGAAUUACUGUGGCUAUGGGGGGAGCUUGCAAAUACUGGCUGCAUCAAGCUUUGUCCUGUUUCUCUUCAUCUCUAGAGCGCAUUGGCAGCCAUCUUGUCUUCCUCAAGGCAAAUGGAGUGGGCAAUGGGGUGGGCUCUUCUCUGCGUACCCUUAUGCAGCUGAUAAAGGAGACUGGGGCGAGAGCAGUGCUGGCUAAUGCCCUGUAUGAGCCCUGGCUGAAGGAGAGGGACGACGUGGUGGUGUCAGCUCUGCAGAAAGGCGGUGUUCAAUGCAGGAUGUUCCCCUCUUACUGCCGCCGGGACCCUUACUCUGUGAGCACGGAGGGUGUGGGACUCAGAGGAAUAGGUUCAGUGUCUCACUUCAUGAACUGCUGUAAACAGAACCCGGACUCGGCCCUUGGGGUUCCCCUGGACCCUCCUGCGUCUCUCCCCACACCUGCCAACUGGCCUCGGGGGGUUCCUUUGGAUGCUCUGGAGUUGGCACUCAUGCCUCGCAGGAAGGACGGCACAACGAUUGACUGGGCAGUUAACAUUCGUAAGUCCUGGGAUUUCAGUGAAGAAGGAGCACAUGCCCGGCUAGAGGCCUUUCUUCAAGAUGGUGUGUAUAGGUAUGAAAAAGAGUCAGGCAGGGCAGAUGCUCCGAACACCAGCACUCUGUCUCCCUACCUUCACUUCGGUCAGCUCAGCCCACGCUGGCUGCUGUGGGAUGCCAAAGGGGCUCGCUGUCGACCCCCAAAGUUCCAACGGAAGCUGGCCUGGAGAGAUUUGGCCUAUUGGCAGUUAACACUGUUUCCUGACCUCCCCUGGGAAUCCCUCAGACCUCCAUACAAGGCACUGCGGUGGAGCACUGAUCGUAGCCACCUGAAGGCCUGGCAACAUGGUCGAACUGGCUACCCUCUGGUGGAUGCAGCCAUGAGGCAAUUAUGGCUGACAGGCUGGAUGAACAACUACAUGAGACAUGUGGUGGCAUCAUUCCUCAUAGCUUAUCUCCACCUUUCAUGGCAAGAAGGCUACCGCUGGUUCCAGGACACCCUAUUGGAUGCAGAUGUUGCCAUAGAUGCCAUGAUGUGGCAGAAUGGGGGCAUGUGUGGUCUGGACCACUGGAACUUUGUAAUGCACCCAGUAGAUGCAGCAAUGACAUGUGACCCCAAUGGCAGCUACAUAAGGAGAUGGUGUCCUGAACUUGCGGAUCUGCCCGAUGAGCUCAUUCACAAACCCUGGAAAUGUCCUGCGUCAAUGCUUCGACGUACAGGUGUGAUAUUUGGCCAAACAUAUCCUGAUCGAAUAGUUACAGACCUAGAGGAGCGAAGGAGUCAGUCUCUGCAAGAUGUUGCUGUGGUGCGGAGAGAGUUUGUGCAGUACGUGGACAAGCGCUCAGGCUGUGACUUGGUGCCUAUGCCCCCCCGCCUCGUCUCGGAGGCCUUGGGCUUAUCACACAGUAAUGGUGGUCAGGUGACAGAAGGGAAGCAGUUCCUGUUGCCCGUUAUAACUCGCAUGGAGUUUAAACACCAGCAAGAAGAUCCGGACGCAGACGCCGCCUCAAAUCCCUACAAUGCUGUUCUCAAGGGGUAUGUAAGCCGCAAAAGGGAUGAGACCAUUGCAUUCCUCAAUGAGAGAGACUUCACUGCCAGUGUGCUGAACGAAGGGGUGCAGAGAAAGGAGAGGCUGGAGAGCAACCAUCGCAGAAUGGAGGGACUCCCUCAGCCUCCUGCACCUCAGGGCAGAGCCAGACGGACUCCAACAGCCAAGGACCGGUUUUCCUUAGUGCCUGGUGGGGCUGCCACUUCACGUAGGUGACCCAGAGACCAAGC
Molecule: messenger RNA, 2504 nt
Organism: Limanda limanda (common dab)
Lineage: Eukaryota; Metazoa; Chordata; Actinopteri; Pleuronectiformes; Pleuronectidae
Product: deoxyribodipyrimidine photo-lyase
Exons: 10
Biological process (GO): circadian regulation of gene expression; entrainment of circadian clock by photoperiod
Cellular component (GO): nucleus; cytoplasm
Molecular function (GO): DNA binding; FAD binding
Source: RefSeq, a predicted model, not a curated record